This is a messenger RNA of Acaromyces ingoldii, 1280 nucleotides long. Its product is annotated as alpha/beta-hydrolase. Lineage: Eukaryota; Fungi; Basidiomycota; Exobasidiomycetes; Exobasidiales; Cryptobasidiaceae. The transcript is spliced from 2 exons. The record is from RefSeq and is a predicted model, not a curated record. Bases 85 to 1104 code for a protein of 339 amino acids.
CCGGACCUUCUCCGGAGUAGUCAGUGCCUCCUAGAUUGCGCUGGAAUGACAACUUGAACAGCACCAACCAUCGUCGAGGGCACAAUGGCUUCAUUGCAACAGCCAGAGCCAAUCACGCUCACGUACAAGAGUGUAAAGGGGAACCAGGGCGAGCAAGUCGACAUCCCUCUCGAUGUCUAUGCGCCCUCGCACCCCACGGAGCCAGUGACGCCCGUCAUCUGGCUUCACACUGGCGGGCUGCUUCAAGGGACUCGCAAAUUCAUUCCCCCGCACCUUGUCAGAGCUGUCGAGUCUCAUAACCUCGUCAUCGUCGCGCCCGAUUUCCGACUCUGCCCGCAGGUGCCCCUCGUCUCUGUCCUCGCCGACGUCCGUGACUGCGUCGACUUCCUCUUUCAUGCGGACCGACUCUCCACGACGAUCUCUGCCAAGGUAAAGCGCGAUUACGUGCUGGCGGGAAGCAGCGCUGGCGGCUGGCUUUCGUCGCUUCUUGGCCUGGACCUCGUCAGCAGCAACAGCAGCGAUUCGUCGCUCACGUCGCUGCGCCUCGAACCAGCUCCCGCAGCCGUCGUGGCCAUCUACCCCAUCACUACAGUAGAGAGGGGACUGGCGCCGUACUUCCACAAGGCUCUUUCGCCUCUGCCUUGGGCCUACUCGGCCAACAAUAAACCCGGUGAUGUGUGCCCUGGCGAGCCACUAAAGGAGCACCUGGACAAGCAGGCCAAGGUCCUCUCUGAGUCGCCGCCCGCGAAGAAUCCCGUCCGAGCGACGCUGUACAACUAUGCGCGGCAAGAAGGCAUCUACCCCUCCCUGGUGCUUCGAGGCGGAAAAGAGACCGAGGAAGAGGUAGCAUUCAGCGUGCCGACGCAGAUCAGACAGAGCAACAAUCCGUUCAACAAGCCAGUCUUCAUUGCAUAUGGCGACGCGGACAUCAUGGUCGAGACGGAGCAGAGCAAACUCGUCAUCGAAGCGCUCAAGGCAAAGAAUUUUGACGUCCAGGUUCACGUCGAACCAGGCAAGUCUCACCUCUAUGACAUGCAGCCAGAGGUAGAGAUUCCGGGCUUCUGCGAUUGGAUCGUCAAAAGCACCCGAGGAAAUGCCGCUUGAGCCUUGGCAAUGAGAUAGAAAUAAUGACUGGGAAGCUCUGUAGGAGCCAUGGCAGCGACCUCUGUAUUGACAAUGAUCGGGUAUCUCUACAUCCAAUGCGCCAUCUCGCGUUUGUGGCAGUGACAUUGAGCUCAAUGCUAUAUUAUACAGAGACUGUCGUCAGUCCCACCACGUUU